Danio aesculapii is the source of this 2772-nucleotide messenger RNA. RefSeq names its product putative nuclease HARBI1. The coding region runs from base 338 to 1525 and encodes 395 amino acids. The record is from RefSeq and is a predicted model, not a curated record. NCBI's taxonomy places the organism in Eukaryota, Metazoa, Chordata, Actinopteri, Cypriniformes, Danionidae. The transcript has 2 exons.
CUGACCCGGAUGUUUAAAUACGAUCCAUCCUCAACAUGCCUCUCAAUCAUUUCGUGUUUUUUCGUUUGUUUUGAAGGUAAAAUGUUGGCUUUUCUUUCAAAAUUACGUAAACCAAACGCAGAAGAGAUGCUUUAAGUACUACCUGGUCGUCAUUCAAUUCAGUUAAUGCUGUAUUUCCAUGGACUAAUCUGAUGUAUGAGGAUACUGACGCUUUAUGGUCCAGUUCACGAGAAGUUUACUCGUAAACACCACAGUAAUCCCGUGCAAGUGAUAACGUUAUUCAAUUGAAGUACAACCCAGAGGAGGACUUUUGUCAGUUUCCCCCCUGCUGCUCAUAAUGUCUUUAGCGGGUGCGCUGUGGUUUGCAGUUCAGGAUGAUUUAUUAACAAACGGUGUAUGUAACAACACAACAUCAUCCAACAUCAGCAACAUAAAACCAGACAAACAGCUCAGCACCAGUGAGCCCUUCUCUCCUCCCGAGAGCCACUCUGUACUGAGCGGACUGGACGAUCACUUUCUUUCACGGUGGUUACAUCUCAACCGACAGUGUCUGCGGUUCAUCGUCGAUUUCAUCCAGGCCCGUUUUAAAAAAGACAUAUUUGCGUCUAGCCACAAGCCGAACUUGACAGAGGCCAACAUCCUGGCCGCACUCGCCUACUACGCACAGGGGUCUCUGCCAAAUAAAGUCACAGACCGUCUGCGAAUCGAUCAGAAAACAGCAUGCGAGGCGGUGAAGGCCACCACCAAACUCUUAUCAGACUUGACCCGCGAAUUCAUCACAUUCCCGAACAGUUAUAACGACCGCAUGGGUGCCGCACAAGCCUUCAAGAACCUGAGCGGAAUCCCGCAUGUGGUGGGAGUGUUGGGGUAUAUGCACAUAAGGGUGAGACCCCCCGUCUUGGAGGAACGCAUGUAUGUGAAUACUCUGGGUUAUCAUUCAAUCAUGGUGCAGGUCAUAUUCGACGCGGAUGGGAAUCUCUUUAGUUUGGAGCAGUGCUGUCCUGGAGGAACUCCUGAACACUCUGUUUGGGAAAACUCGGACAUUGGCAGACAGUUCAGCAUAUUUCAACACGGUCAUACGUGGAUCAUUGGUAGCCCAGCUCUUCUAGGAUGUGGACAUGUUUUGACCCCCGUGGAGACCAUUCGUAUAAAAAGCAAUGCGGCCGUGCACUUUAACAAAGCACACGCUCAACUAUACAACAGUUCGCAGCAUGUCUUUGGUAGUUUGAAAAGCCGUUUCCAAUGCCUGCAAGACUUCGGCUCCAUCCAGUCACCCGAGUCGGUGGCAUGCAUGAUCAGAGCCUGCUGCGUCCUGCACAACAUCAGCAAGAAGUUCUCCGUGCCGUUACCUGCGGAUUUUAGCUUGGAGCCGCUCCAUCCGCCGUCAGAAGUGCUCAGCAUCAUGGCAGAGCAGCAGUUUGACUACAUGGAAGACACUAAAGAUGAAAUGAUAGAAAUGUUUUUUAACACUACAGAAAACGAGGAUGAAUCUGAUGCGACCAGAUCUAUGAAAGAAUACUUAUGAUCGCAAAACAAAAGUCUGAAACCAUUAGUAUUUCAACUAUGCUAAGUGAAAUAAACAGACAUACGCAUGCUGAUGCCAGCCAGUUGGUUAUGUACACAAGCUUUAUUCGUUAAUUACACAGUUGAUUCAAAUAAGUUAAUGCUAAUUCGCUAACAUUCGUCAACAAGUGAUAUGAAUAAAAAAAAACGUUUGGAAGGCUAUAAAAAUUAGCUCAUUUAAUACUACAAGUUCGUUACAUGAAAAAGUACUCCAGUAGUACCGUGGUUCAGUGAGGCUAACAAUAGGUGCUGCUUUGGAUUUAAAUACAGGUUGGGUGAACAUUGACUAGGCAAUAUUGAAUGGCUGAAGAGUUGUCAGCCACGAAAGGCAGUAUUAGAAAUAUGGAGUUUAUUACCAAUAUGUAAUGCAAAAUUAUUUUUCACCCAACUUGUAUAUACCAAAAUCAAGGAACUGUCAUGGAUGCGUCCACGAUGUUGUUCUUACCACAUGUUGUUCACAUUUUCUUUUACACAUUUAAGUUGAUUACUUGCUUUUUUCUGAAGACAACAUGUUUGUGCAAUACAGUAAUACAUGUGUAUUUCCUAGUUUGUAGCUUUUGCUUUGAGCGGCAUAACCAUAAAUGGUGUGGUUUUUCAUUCAAGAUGGUGGUUUAUGUUUCAGCUCUUACUAAAGUGACUUUCAGUGCAAAAAAGAAUUUCAUUACUGGUGAAAACAACAUAAAAUAGAUAUGUUCAUUAGUAUGCAAUAUAAAAAUACUCAAAUAUGUGGUCACAUUUACUCAAAAAGAAGUGGUUUAAAUUCAGUCAUUUCAGAGAUUUAAAGAUCAAGGGCCCUAUCCCUAUCAUCCACCCAACGCAAGACAUGUAUGGCGCGAUUUGUUGCUGCUUUCAGAUCAGCGCAACCCUAAUUUUCACGUUUUGCGCCACAUUGUUUAAGUAGCAAAUCCAUUUGUGCCACUUUGUGGACUUAUGGGUGUGCUGGUCUGAAAAGGAGGUGUGUUAAGGUGUAUUUUUGACGUGUUGCUGUUUUGAGGAACUGAAAUAGACUGCGCCAUUGACCAACUAAAACCUGGUCUAAAGUCCAGCGCAGAGCACUUUAGUUAUGCACCUAUGCAGGUCCAAAAGUGUACACAUUACUUAAUGCAGACAGCAAUAGUCAAAUAUCUUUACAUAUGACAACAAAUUUAAGGUUUAAAAUGUUACAAAAAUUAUUUUCUUCUGCAGAAAUAUAAAAAAACACUACCUCCA